Molecule: messenger RNA, 1599 nt
Organism: Cicer arietinum (chickpea)
Lineage: Eukaryota; Viridiplantae; Streptophyta; Magnoliopsida; Fabales; Fabaceae
Product: protein WALLS ARE THIN 1
Cellular component (GO): membrane
Molecular function (GO): transmembrane transporter activity
Source: RefSeq, a predicted model, not a curated record
UUCACUAUAUUUAUAACCCCUUACUCUUCCUUCAUCACUUCAUUAAACAUAUUCGAUCUCAAUUAUUUUCUUAAUGGCUGAUUCAACCUCUUCAGGAAGAAUGUGGUGCUCCAUCCCAGAACGCCUUCACCUGCAUGGGGCCAUGUUGGCCUUGCAGUUUGGCUAUGCUGGUUUCCAUGUUGUCUCAAGAGCUGCCCUUAACAUGGGUGUUAGCAAACUUGUUUUCCCUGUUUACCGUAAUAUUAUUGCUUUUCUUCUGCUUCUUCCUUUUGCUUACUUCUUGGAAAAGAAGGAGAGGCCAGCUAUUAAUUUAAACUUUCUCGUGCAGUUCUUUCUUCUUGCCCUUGUCGGGAUUACAGCCAACCAGGGUUUCUACUUGCUUGGCUUGGACAACACAUCUCCAACCUUUGCAUCAGCUAUACAGAACUCUGUUCCAGCCAUUACAUUUCUCAUGGCAGUCAUACUCAGAAUAGAGCAAGUUCGGUUGAACAGAAAGGAUGGAAUAGGGAAGGUAGCAGGAACAGUGUUCUGUGUUGCUGGUGCAUCAGUGAUUACACUCUACAAGGGUCCAACAAUAUACAGUCCAGUUCCAAAACUAAACAACAGCAAUAACAUUAACAGUAGCAUAGAACAAGAGUUAUUUGAGUCAGUACUCACAGUCUCACUUGGAGAUGCAAAAGGAAAAAACUGGACCCUUGGUUGUGUGUAUCUAAUAGGACAUUGUCUGUCUUGGUCUGCUUGGCUUGUCUUACAAGCACCUGUCCUUAAGAAGUAUCCUGCUCGUCUCUCUGUCACUUCCUAUACUUGUUUCUUUGGACUCAUCCAAUUUCUCAUUAUUGCUUUGAUCGUUGAAAGAGAUGCUCAGGCUUGGAUUUUCCAAUCUGGUGCUGAAGUUUUCACUAUUUUGUACGCCGGAGUGGUGGCAUCAGGAAUAGCGUUCGCUGUACAGAUAUGGUGCAUUGACAGAGGAGGCCCUGUUUUCGUAGCAGUAUAUCAGCCUGUUCAAACUCUUGCUGUCGCUAUUAUGGCUUCUCUUGCUUUAGGGGAAGAAUUCUACUUGGGAGGGAUCAUUGGAGCAGUAUUGAUCAUUGUGGGGUUGUACCUAGUGUUGUGGGGUAAAAAUGAAGAAAAGAAAUUUGCAAGGGAGCAGGCAGCAAUUAUUUCUUCCACUCCAGAGCAUAGCAUCAUCAGAUCCUCAAGCCAUGCCAAAACAUCACUUAAUCAACCUCUUCUUCCUUCAUCAACGGAAAAUGUCUAAUCAAGAAAAUCAUAAAUAACUUCAAGCUGCAAAAAUCAAUAUUUUCUUUGAAAAGAGAAAGAAAAAAAAUGGACAUCAAAGAAGCAUGAUAGUAGUUAUACAUUACUACUACUUUAUUUAGGAAGCUUUUGUGUGUGGGAAGUGGUUUGCUUUUGGUUAAUUCAAAUGCUUUCUUAUUGGGAUAUAUGUGAAAUGAGGCUUUUUUUUAUGGGAAUUAUUAUUACAAUGAUAUAUGUCACUUAAAUCUGGGCUUAAGGCUUGAAAUCCCACUAUGCCUAUAUAUGUUAAUUAAUGGUUUGAUUUACACAAUGAGAUUAUUUUGGGUCUGGUUGCAAACAUAA